Messenger RNA from Debaryomyces fabryi, 861 nucleotides. RefSeq lists its product as uncharacterized. Gene Ontology annotation, cellular component: intracellular anatomical structure. The transcript has a single exon. Gene Ontology annotation, molecular function: oxidoreductase activity, acting on NAD(P)H, oxygen as acceptor. The coding region runs from base 1 to 861 and encodes 286 amino acids. The record is from RefSeq and is a predicted model, not a curated record. Lineage: Eukaryota; Fungi; Ascomycota; Pichiomycetes; Serinales; Debaryomycetaceae.
AUGACUCUAACAGAUCUGCAAUAUAAAUCGCUCAUCAAAGCUGAUUACGAAGACAAUAAAGUUCCUGCAACACCACCAGCACCAACCUCAAGGAAUAUAUUAGAUAAAUUUUCCUUGGAGAACAAGGUGUCUGUUAUCACCGGAGCAGCUGGUGAUAUAGGAGGUGCUAUAGCUGAAGGUUUUGCACAAGCUGGAAGUGAUAUUGUAAUUUUGGACUAUAUAUUCGAUCCUAGCAUCAGUGACCGAUUAUCUAAAACAUAUGGCAUUAAAUCAAAGUCCUAUCAAGUUGAUGUUUCGAAAUGUGAAGAAGUAAAAGCCACCAUAAAGCAGGUAGAAGAGGAUUUUGGUACAAUUGAUGUGUUCAUUGCCAAUGCAGGUAUUGCUUGGAACAAGGGUUCUAUUCUAAAUCAGGAUAGUACCCCAGAAGAAUGGGCAAGGGUUUAUGACGUCGAUGUACACGGGGUAUUUUACUGUGCGAAAUAUGCUGGAGAGAUUUUCAAAAAGAACGGAAAAGGUUCAUUUAUAAUCACAGCAUCGAUCUCGGCUCAUAUUGUAAAUGUACCCAACUACCAAACUUGUUAUAAUUCUGCCAAAGCCGCAGUUUUACAUAUGGGUAAGUCUUUGGCAGUUGAAUUUUCUGGAUUUGCUAGAGUCAAUACUGUUUCUCCUGGGUAUACCAAUACGUCAUUAUCGGAUCCAGUUCCGACUCACGAAAGGGCUAAAUGGUGGGGCUUAACUCCUUUAGGUAGGGAAGCAUUACCUGAAGAAUUGGUAGGUGCUUAUUUAUACUUAGCAAGCGAUGCAUCUUCCUUUACUACAGGAACUGAUAUUAGAGUAGAUGGAGGAUAUUGCUCAAUCUAG